GACGGGAACGUGGACACGCGACCGCCAUUUUCUUUUUCAAAUUUUAAUUUUCGAACGCACCCCUGUAAGUACUCGAACGUGUCCUUUGCGGAUUGCUAAAAAAAGUUAAAUGUGAACGUUUCAAAAGUUUAUUUCUGGAUCGGGUUAAUGCAAUGUCAAAUAUGAACGGAAAGGACGAACAACCCAUAGUACCCCCAUCGUCUCUAAUCAGGCGGGUCUCCUCUCGUUCGAUCAGAAGCUCCAUCUCCGAGGAUAAGGAGAAUGGGGAGAACGUGAAAAGUUUCGUUUCGAAAUACAAGAAGACCCCGGAAGCGCUAAAGAGUUUUCACAUGGCGGAUGGGGAGAGCGAGCUUGAGGUGCCUGGGACUCCCAUGACUCCUAGGACAUCCACAACUCCUGGACACGAGAAUUGCACGUUCCACCACGACCUGGAACUGGACCACAGGCCGCCCACCAGAGAGGCCCUGCUACCUGAUAUGGCCAGCUCUUACAGACUGCUGCUCACAGGUUUAGGAGAAGACCCAGACAGGCAGGGCCUGCUGAAGACUCCAGAGAGAGCCGCCAAAGCUAUGCUGUUCUUCACUAAGGGCUACGACCAGAGCCUUGAAGAGGUCCUAAACGAAGCGAUUUUCGACGAGGACACAGACGAGAUGGUGGUAGUGAAGGACAUCGAGAUGUUCUCCAUGUGCGAGCACCAUCUGGUGCCGUUCUACGGGAAGGUCUCCAUCGGGUAUCUGCCGCAGGGCAAGAUCCUUGGACUUAGCAAGCUGGCCAGGAUAGUGGAGAUCUACUGCCGCCGCCUGCAGGUACAGGAGAGACUGACCAAACAGAUCGCUAUCGCCGUCACCCAGGCCGUCCGACCGGCGGGCGUCGCCGUAGUCAUAGAGGGAGUUCACAUGUGCAUGGUGAUGCGUGGGGUCCAGAAGAUCAACAGCAAGACCGUGACCUCCACCAUGCUGGGCGUGUUCCGCGACGACCCCAAGACCAGGGAGGAGUUCCUCAACCUCGUGCACUCCAAGUGAGAACGAUGCCGUCACUGCCGCUCGCUCGAGCCUUCAAGGCUCAAGUCUUAAGCC
Cydia amplana is the source of this 1076-nucleotide messenger RNA. It is a transcript of the gene Pu, whose product is annotated as GTP cyclohydrolase 1. The record is from RefSeq and is a predicted model, not a curated record. The coding region runs from base 153 to 1022 and encodes 289 amino acids. NCBI's taxonomy places the organism in Eukaryota, Metazoa, Arthropoda, Insecta, Lepidoptera, Tortricidae. Gene Ontology annotation, molecular function: zinc ion binding; GTP binding; GTP cyclohydrolase I activity. The transcript has 7 exons. Gene Ontology annotation, cellular component: cytoplasm. Gene Ontology annotation, biological process: tetrahydrofolate biosynthetic process; tetrahydrobiopterin biosynthetic process.